Molecule: messenger RNA, 846 nt
Organism: Rotaria sp. Silwood1
Lineage: Eukaryota; Metazoa; Rotifera; Eurotatoria; Philodinida; Philodinidae
Source: the annotation of a GenBank genome assembly
AUGGGACAAUUUCUUUCUCAAUGUACUAGUCAUUUUUUUGCUGACGACGUCGCAGCUGUACUUACAGGACAAUUAGGAGUACGAUAUACUAAUCAAUGUAUUGAUCUUGAAAAACGUAUUAAAUCUUUUCUUGAUUCACUCGAAUAUUAUUCUUGUUUAGCUGAUCAGCCCUUAAAUAGAACUAAAACUGAAGCUAUGUUUAGUGCUCGUGCAAUAGGACCCCCGAAUUUUAACAUUACAUUUGAUAGUGGUGAUGAUAAAUAUGAAAAACCCCAUUCAACAUAUGAACGAUCACCAACAACUGGUGCUUAUCAACAUAAUCAAUUACACAAGAACAAUCAUGUUGUAGCAUUUUCUAAUAACAAAGAGGUAGUUGGUGGUGGUAUUAUUGUGGAAGACUAUGAUGAUGUUGGUAAAGAAAACCUAUUUACAGAUAAUAAUGACAAUGAAUCUGUCUUAUUGAAUGAUGAUCAGCAUAUUGAAGAUUAUGGUAAUUAUGAUGGCAAUGAUGAAGAUUACAAUGAUAACAAAAAUGAUGAUGAUUAUGACGAUGAUGCAAAUAUUGAUAAUGAUCAUACUGAUGAUAAAAAUGAUGAUGACAACAAUAAUGAUAAUGACCGAGCUGAUGAUAAAAAAGAUGAUGAAGAUGAUGAUGCUGUUGAUGCCGAUGAUAGUGAUGAUAAUGAAGAUAAUUGGAGAGUAGGUGCUGAAGUUGAUCCCAAUGAUCCAACAUUAACAAAAGAACAACAAUUAACCUUAUCUGUAUUGAUUAAAUGUCGUAAACUGAUUGAUAUGAUUCGAAAAUCUUCAAUUUUAACUUUAUAUAUCAACAUCGUAAAGAACUAA